Hemisphaericaspora subhashii is the source of this 978-nucleotide messenger RNA. RefSeq lists its product as uncharacterized. The record is from RefSeq and is a predicted model, not a curated record. Bases 1 to 978 code for a protein of 325 amino acids. Lineage: Eukaryota; Fungi; Ascomycota; Pichiomycetes; Serinales; Debaryomycetaceae. The transcript has a single exon.
AUGAAAGAAAAGGAAUCCCUUCCAAGUUAUAAUGAAUCUAUAGAACAAGACCAACCACCACCCCCAGUGGGAUCUCAACCAUUGUAUUUUUCAAACCUACUGCCCCAGGGAUGGAGCUUCGUUAUCAAUAAUGCAUUCUUUGGUGGAAGAUACACAAUAUUUGUAUCGAAAGAUGCUUCAGAUAAAUGGAAUGUUUUUAAAAAGAACAAUACACCGGAGGUAAAAGAUUUGCAAGCCCAGGGUUAUGGAAUUCCAUUACUUAAGGGAAUUUGUCCGUUAAACCCAUUCACCACAAAAUUUUUGACUUUCAAAAGAUACUUGCCUACUGCUGAUCAUCCUUUUGAUGUUGAAAAGGAUCAUUAUGAAUUCUGUGUUGUGAAUGUAAACCAGCAUUUUGGUUAUAAGACAUUUAUUUUUCAUUUCAGGCCUGAUCCUGAACAAAGGAAGUUGGAUUUUGAAUUGAUGGUCUUUAUGCAUUCUGGCUUGCCGAUUGUGGAUUAUAUUUAUAAAGGUGAGAAACAUAGAUGGAUUGAUGAAACUGCAGGUCAUGGGUUUCGAAUGCAAUGGCAAGUCAAAUUUGGAUUCAAGCAUUGUGUGCUAAGCGAGAAUCAACCUUCGCUAACCGACAACUGGGAUGGAGUGAAUCAUAAACUAAACAAAUCUCCUAAUCCUUUAAUAGAGGGUACCAUAGCGACCUUGUUCUCAAUGUCAUCGCGAUGGUCAUCGCGAUUCCCAAAGAACGAAUACUAUGGAGAAGGUCGGGGAGUAUUUGGAGAGGCUGAGCCUUUUUUUAAGCUUGGUCAUGCUGAGUUGAAUGUUGACGACAUCUACAACCAGCUGGCGAGUGUUGAUUACGAAAGCAUAUUCUCUGUAAAUCAAGAUGUCCUUGUCGAUGUGUGCGUAGCCACAGUUCUUAAGAGACAGAGAGAUAUUGACGAAGAAAGCAGACAUCAUUCAUCAAGUGGAGGUGGACCAUGA